AUGUCUACGAAAAGUGAUUUAAAUAAAUUACACAUCCCGAAUUGUAGAUGUAAUACAAUUAACAAAUUUAAAUUGUUUAAUGCGGUUUUGAGCAAUUGCGAACAUCGCAGCGUAAACAAAGUCAUAAAAAAUGUUAUAAACAACGUUAUAAAAACCGCAUUGGCUGUGAAAGAUGUUAAAAUCAAAAAGCCAUUUCUAACUACAUUAUACGACUUGAGUAUUUCUUCUGAUGAAUCUGAAAUCGAUGGCGAGAUAACGUUUCAUGAAAAUAAAAAUGCAUCGUUUACUCUUGAAUCGAAUGAUACUUACCGCCCUAAGUUGAAACAAAAAACCAAAAAAAGAAAAUUCGUCGAAGAAAAAGAUGAACAGGCAAUGUAUUUGGCGUCUGAUCGUCUCCCUUCGUCACCAUUAACAAAAAAACAAAAACGAAAACAUAUUAAAACAAUUAAAUCUACACAGAAAUCUCAACAAAAGGAAGAAAUAUUGUAUUGUUACUGCAGGUCCCCAUACGACAGUGAACUGCCGAUGAUUGCAUGUGAUAGACCGGGUUGUGUAGUGGAAUGGUAUCAUUUCAAGUGUGUUGGUAUAGUAGCCGCACCUAAGGGGAAAUGGUAUUGUCCGGAAUGUCGGAAUAAAUAA
Molecule: messenger RNA, 639 nt
Organism: Cinara cedri
Lineage: Eukaryota; Metazoa; Arthropoda; Insecta; Hemiptera; Aphididae
Source: the annotation of a GenBank genome assembly